Cooperia oncophora is the source of this 552-nucleotide messenger RNA. The record is from the annotation of a GenBank genome assembly. Lineage: Eukaryota; Metazoa; Nematoda; Chromadorea; Rhabditida; Trichostrongylidae.
AUGUCUGCUCCUGCUGUUACUUCACCUAAGGCCGCCAAGGCCUCCAAGCCCAAGGCUGCCAAGAAGGUUGCUUCGCACCCAACCUACUCCGCCAUGAUCCGCAAGUCGGUUGCUGAACUCAAGGAGAAGUCUGGAUCAUCUAAGGCUGCCAUCCUCAAGUACAUGCUGGCUCACUACAAGCUCGGAGAGAAUGUGCCUAAGAUCAACGCUCAACUCCGUCUGGCCCUGAAACGCGGUGUCAUGAAGGGAGAUCUCAAGCAAGUGAAGGGUAGCGGUGCGUCUGGAAGCUUCAAGCUCGGAGAGAAGAAAGCCGCUGCUCCUGCUGCUAAGAAGAGCAUCGCUAAGAAGCCCGCUGGUGCCAAGAAACCGAAGAGCCCCAAGAAGGCCACCUCCGCCAAGAAGCCCAAGGCCGAGAAGAAAGCGAAGAGCCCGAAGAAGGCCAAGGCACCAAAGGCUAAGAGCGCCAAGAAGCCAGCUUCCAAGGUCUCAAAGCCAAAGGCCACGAAACCCAAGGUCUCCAAGCCCAAAGCGGCGAAGAAGGUCAAAGCCUGA